Messenger RNA from Rhagoletis pomonella (apple maggot), 11613 nucleotides. RefSeq names its product platelet binding protein GspB (gene eIF4G2). The record is from RefSeq and is a predicted model, not a curated record. Gene Ontology annotation, molecular function: protein binding; mRNA binding; translation initiation factor activity. Lineage: Eukaryota; Metazoa; Arthropoda; Insecta; Diptera; Tephritidae. Gene Ontology annotation, cellular component: eukaryotic translation initiation factor 4F complex.
GCAGCAGCAACAGCAGGCUCAGCAUCAUCACCCGCCACCCCUAGCCUACUAUUCAUUUCAAUUAAGCCAAGCACAGCCGCCGCCCCCCGCCCAACAUCCACAACCAACCAAUAAUGCAGCAGUCACAGCAACCCAAAUGGCCCCCUCGCCUCCCACGCAGGCCAAUGCAGCUGGCGCUGCGUCGUCUGUGUCCGCAGCUCAAUCGCACAGCAUGGUGGGGGGCGGUGGUGGAGGUAUGUCCGGCGGCGGCAGUAGCGCCAACGCAACAAACAUCGCUAGGCAACAUGCUGCAGCCGCGGCUGUGGCGGCAGCGGCUGCUGCAGCCAAUAGCGGCGCCAACAUGCAGCACUACACGUCCGGGACGGCGCUCAUGCCACCGCCGGCGACGAGUACGGCGUUCAUGACCACCGCGUACCUGCAGCAGUACCAUCAGCAGUCGGCGGCAGUAAUAGCCGCUGCAGCAGCGGCUGCACAGUACAAUAACAACGCUGCAGCAGCUGCAGCUGCGGCUGCGAAUAACCACGGCGGUCCGGGCGGUACAGCGACAGCUUCUGCGGCACUGUACCAACAACAACAGCAGCAACAUCAGCAAGCUCUUCAUCAUACGCAGGCAUCGCUGCACACACACUACUACCACCAUACAGGCGCUGGCGCCGCACCAACGCCGCCACCGCAUUUGCAUCCACACCACCAUCCACAGCAGCAUCAACUGCGCGGCGUGCUCACAGCGCAGCCUCAUCAACGACAGCCACAAACCACAUACUUGGUGCCGGCAAACGCGAUAUUUGCACUGCCACCAGGCCCAAUGGCAGCAUCGCCGCGCACGUCAUUGCUAACCGCCAGCGCUCAUCAGCAGACAGGCAGUACCGCCAGUGGCAUGCCGGUGACACCGCUGUUGCAGUCGGGUGCACGCGCGCCUGCUGGUGGUCCGACGGCUUACAUAACAUCGCCCUUCUGCCAGCCCCCAUUACCAAUGGGCGCAGCCGGCAUGACACCACCCCAGCCAUUGCUGGCGGCGCCCUCCACCAACAUGCAGCACUACACGUCCGGGACGACGCUCAUGCCAUGCGGCGCAACUGCCUCGAAUUCGUUGUCGACGACUUCGCUGACCACAGCCAGUGGUGGGGGUAGCGCCGGCGGAGCGACUGGCGCCAGUGGCAGCAGUACAGGUGGCACCGAAACCGUGAAGCCGCGUAAAUACGCUAUACCCAUAAUACACCCGAUCACGCAUGAGAACAUACUGGAUCCAAAGCCACAAAAAAAGAGCACAGCAGUUGAGGCCAAGCCCUCGGGCACAGACGUUGCCGCUCUUUCGCAAGAUCAAACAGACAAAUCCAUUACUGUCUCCAUUUCUAGGACAGCGUCGUUCACAACGAUGGCGGCCACAACCCCGAAAGAGCAGCACGGCGGCGACAAUGUGACCGUUACUGCAGGCGCUGACAUCAUUGCGGUGCAAAGAGAGAAAAUCGAUCAGCAAAUGCAGACGGAUGCGGUGCGUGAUCGUAGCACAAGCAGGCGUGUGAGCUCAUACGAUGCGCGUGCGACUGAGUGCUCGCCGCUGGUAACCGCCGUUUCUGGCGAUGAGGACAAUCAGACGUUUGGCUAUGGCGAUCCAAAAGAUUGUCGCAGUUGCGACGUGAAUGUUCAUUGCUCUCAGAUGGGCGUGUAUUUGAAUGAGGAGGAGCAGCAGAUGAGUCUAUGUGAUGACCAUUCGGCGGCGCACGCUACCGCUAGCAUAAACAGCGCAAUCGGUGACGAUGGCGACGACAGCAAUUACGAUGAAGAGUCUACUUCCUUGAUGUUAGAUGUUGAAGAAAACGAGCAUGACAAUCUGCAACCAGCCGACGUCUAUGAAGCUACACAAGACAUUCAACAACUACGCUUUUCCGGCAGCGACGCGGAUAAUAAAUUCGCGCAUGAGCAAUACGAAGAAUCUGAUAUAUCGGCUGUUACUUCAGCGACAACGCUAAGUGGCGGCGAGGAAGAUCACAGCAAAUCUGACUUCAUGCAAUCUCCAGAGCAGAGAUCCUUAGCUACCGUUACUGUUUUUCCAGUACAGACAGGACAGCACUCCGAAUUCGCACAGACCCAAAAUGUUGCAACGACAACCACAACCGCAGGCAAUGAUGUUUUGCGCGUGUAUGCUGGCGCGGAAUCUGUCACUGCAACACCAGUCGGCAAUUACGCAGAUACACCUGCAGCUGCAACGGCCACAUCCGCUACGAAUACGCAGUUAAAGAGCAGCAAAUCGAAUACAUCAGCCAGCUCAGUGGCGGUUUCCAUACCCAGUGGAGGUGCACCAACAACCAUUACUACCAGCAGCAAGACAACUACACAAAAAACUUCACCCAUCACUUCGGGUGCCUCAUCAUCAGCCACCUCGACCCCCACACAUCACUCAUAUGCACAACCACAACAAAUGCUGCGGCAGCAGUAUCAACACCAACAACAACAGCAGCCGCAGCAGCAGCAGCAACAAAGAAAAACCAGCAUCAAUGUGCAUACAGCUGGCGGCGCAAUGACUGCAUCCAUUAGUACUAGUAGUAGUGGUGGUGCUGGUGGUGCGAGCGCAGGUAGUUCCCUACCAAUGAAGCAGAGCGGCGCUGCUGCAAAUACGAAAAAGGGUCGCAAAGCCUCGAAGCGCGCCAAGGAAAGCCAAAAGAAGCUCCAUAAGCAAAGUGAAGUUAGUAGCCAACGCUUCAAUGCUGCAUCGCUAAGCAGCAGUAACAAUAACAAUAGUAUUAGUAAUAAUAGUGGCAGCAACAGCAACAACAACAAAAGUAUAUUAACCAAUGCCAAUACAAAUAAUAAUCUUAACAAUAAUUUAGAAACUAAAAAUUUGACAACUACAACUACAACUACAACGGCAACAUCAAGCAACAUCCUGACUGAUAUAAAUAAUGCAAAUAGUUCUAACGAUAGUGGUAUUUUAAGAGAAACGACAACAACUUCAACAGCGAAUUUAAGACAACAACAACAGCAACAGCAGCAGCAGCAACAACAGCAACAUCCACAUCAAUCAGCAUUGCAACAACGUAGCGGCAGUGUGACAAAAAGUGGGAGCUUGACAGGCGGCUUGACGGCGAAAACCAACACAAAAAGUGAUUUCCUCACGGACAUUCAUCAAGCGACCGAUCGCACUUCACACUUGCACACUUCGCCGCAACUGCAGCAACUACUGUCGCAGCCAACAAAGCACCUGAAGACUCAGGAAAUCGUUGCACAAUUCUUGCAAUCAUCGUCAGAACAGCAAUUGCAAUUUCUAAACAGUUCUUCGUCCGCUUGUGAAGAUGAGGAAGAAAUGUGCGCUCGAUUACAAAUGCGGAUGCAACAAGAUGCUGCUGAGGCCGCAAGCAGUAUGCAAGAUGUUAAAUUUGGCGAUUUCGCUGAGGACAAAGAUUGUCAAGGCACGGCGUCGUCAUCGUCGUCGACCCCGACCCCGGUGCUACCACAACAACAGCAGCAACAACCACUACAAAGUCGACAAUCUACAAAGUCCAAUUCACCCCACAAGGAAAUUAAUAAAAAUAAAAGCGCCACGACGAAAGACACUGUAGAUAGCACCCAUAAUGUCAGCACGGCAACGCUUACCAAAACCAGCAGCGCGUCCAGCAUCCGUGAUGGUCAAAAAACUACUGCUGUAAGCACUGCCAAUAGUGCAGCUACUACUGCAGCCUCUCCCGACAGUGCUGUGGGGCCGCCAAAACCGCGCAAAUACUCGCUGGAUGAGCUAAAGGCGCUUUCGAAAUCCAGCGAGGCGCGCAAGCCGCCAAUGGUAUCGUGUCAGCGCGGUGACUGCAUUUCACAGCUAUUCGUUUCGCGUCAGCAGCAUCAUCACCUGACGCAUCACGCGCACAACAUGUCCUCACUGGCACUACAUCAGCAUCUGCAGCAGCAACAAUACCAACACAUGAACUUCAAUGAGUCAAUGGAAUUGGUGAGCGGCAAGCGUGGACGCAGCGCACAGACGAAGAAACAUCACGAGCAUCAGGCUGGCGGAGGUGGUGCUGUGAGUGGCGUACUAAGUGUUGCGGCUGCAGCCGGCGCAGUGGGCCAGGGCGGAAUCGGCGGUGCCGCUGGCGUGAUGAGCGCGCAGCAACAACGGAAAGUCGACUUUAUACGUGUGCAGUUGUCGCUGAAGGAGGAGAUAAAGCUGUCGGAGUGUGAGAAUGCUUGGCAGCCGGAAACAUUACGCAGCAAAUCGAAUAAUGUUUCGCCUUCGGGCGCCAACGAUGACAUCGACGCUGUGUUGAAGAGAGUGCGCGGCGUACUGAACAAGUUGACACCUGACAACUUCGAUGUAUUACUCAAGUCGAUGACCAGCAUCUCGAUGAAUACACAGGAGAAAAUGCAACAAGUGAUGCUAUUGAUUUUCGAAAAAACCGUGAGCGAACCGAAUUUCGCCCCUACAUACGCCAAGUUUUGCAAAGUGCUUUUCCAAGAAAUCAAAGCGGAGAGCAAAUCACUUUUCUCUAGCUCGCUAAUCAACCGCAUUCAGACUGAGUUCGAGACAAAUGUAAACGAUGCAAAUGCGAAGAAAUUGAAGCUGCAACCGCUGGUCGAUAAGUUGGAGAGUUGCGUCGACUCCAAAGAGCGGCUGGAACUGCAGGCCGAACUGGAAGACCAAGAAUAUCAGUUUCGACGUCGUGCUUGGGGCACGGUUCGCUUCAUUGGUGAAAUGUUUAAACUACAAUCGUUAACCAACGACCGUGUAUUCUUGUGCAUCGAAUCCCUACUGGAGCAUGGCUCCGAGGAGAAGCUGGAGUACAUGUGCAAACUACUGACCACAGUCGGGCAUCUAUUGGAAUCUCCGGAGCACACAAGCAAUGCUCGAAUGGAUAAAAUCUUUCGUAGAAUACAUGAAAUCAUACACAAAUCGCGCAGCAAUAAAUCAGGCGGCCACUUCAAGAUCAGCAGCCGUGUGCGUUUCAUGAUGCAGGAUGUUAUGGACUUGCGUGCGCGCACCUGGGAUCAUCCGCAGGCUCAGCCACAACAGCAGCACCAGCAACAAAUGCUGCCUCAGCAGCAGCUACAGCAAUCAUCCCAGCGACGCUCAGCGAUUAGUGCAAAGCAGGACGACAAAAUACAGGCAGGAGUCGGCAGCAGCAUGUACGAGAAGACCAAUCGGCUGGGCAACUAUGGCGGCGGUGGGGGCAGCGUCGGUGGCGGCGGCAAUCAGGGUAAUCAACGGCACUAUUAUACGAAAUCGCAUAAGUCACAGCAGUUCAUGCAUCCACAUGAACAACAAAAAGUUAAUAUUGACGUCAACAAACUGAAAUUUGCUAACGACGAGGUAACGCAAAGCACAACAAAACUCGGCAGCCCCCAAUUCUACCUCUGGCGCACCAAUCAGCCAGCUAGUUCUUUAAAAAUGAACACCAGCGGCGCGAACACUGCGGCAAACAGCGGCGGAUUUAAGCGACAGUCCUCUAUGAUUGGCGUCACAACAGGCAUGUCUACAGUGUCGGCCAUGGCCAACAAUCCUUUUCAAGCGCUCGAUAGGCAAGAAAAAUCAAAUGACUUGCCGAUGGAUGCGUCCUCGCCACAAGAGCAGCAAAAAGGUACACAAUUUUCAAUGGAACACGCUGACUUGCCAGAUUUUAGCAAGAAAGAAUGUCAAAAACUGCUUAAUCAGCUGAUCGAAGAGCUGCUCGCCGCUGUCAGCAGUCACAGCAGCAACGGCUGGCAACAGGAGACAGUCAACGAGUGGAAUAGUCUCAAUACGCGCCAACAAAAGUCAUUGCUCAACUACCUACUUAGCGACUACCUAUACUUGCAGACAGUGAAGCGCGCGCAUCGCAAAGCCUGCGCGGCUAUAUUCGUGCACCUGAUGCGUACCAAAAUGUGUGGGCCACAAAUAUUUACGGAAGUGUACACGGAAUUGGCCGACGAGCUGCGCGAACUGCUAAUUGACGUACCGAAUCUGUGGACGUAUGUAUUUGAAUUUAUAGGACCGCUGCUGCAUGAGCAACUUUUGCAUUUCAACGACAUUUGGCUGCCACAAUGGGCGGCCGAUAGCAAAUUCACAAAACGAUUUCUCCAUGCGCUCAUCACUUACUUCACCAGCGAAUUUGGCACAACGUACACGCGUGAGCUAUGGAACAAGGAAUUCAAACUGGAUCAUGGACAGCAAUUCAUUAGCGAUGCCGCACAAUGGCAAGCAUUUGUCAACUUAAACCACUUCCAGUACAUACACGAUCGCAACUACAAGCCACCACAGAGAGAAAAGUCAGCGUCGACGUAUCCCGCUGCCAUAGCGGAACAAGUGACGCGCAUUGAGUAUUUGCUGAAUACGAUCAAUGGCUGCGACCUAGCCAUAGACUACAUAAAUACGAAUGUGCACAUAAAUACGCAUUUUAUACGCAGCCUUACAAAAUUUCUCUGCUGUGAUUACGCAACUGUGAUGCCGGCGACGACGACGGCGCAGACGCAAACUGUUAAAAGUAGUAGAGAACUAGACUCCGAACUCUUUCGACACAAAUGCAUACCGCUACUGAGACGUUGCCUAGACGGCCUCGAAACGCAUGAGGUGGCCUGCCUCGACGCCAUUGUCGACGCCAUGCAGAAGGUUUAUGAAACGCCAACUGCCAAUCAGCUCAUUUGUAGCAUAUUCGAUCUAAUCUACGACAGUGAAGUCAUUCCGAAAGAGUCCUUCGACAAGUGGUAUCGAGCGGUACAGGCCAGUGACUGUGUGACUGAUAGUAAAGAUGCGGGUAUGACGAAAGCGUCAACAACAAAAAAGGCGUCAGCGACGCUGGCGGUUUCAUCCUCUUCUAGCAGAGGUAGCAGCGGUGCUGCGCGCCUUAAUGAAUACUUACAUGCGUACAUGGAAAAGCUGCUUUAGCGCCGUAGGCACAGUUAGCAGCAGUACUGUAGUGGCGCUGGUGGAAUUGGCGUUGGCGGCAUGGCUAAGAAGCAACUAAAUUACGCCCAGCCACUAUUCCAGUGAGAAGGAGGGAAUUGAUAGAGAGCAGGAACUAUAUUGAAAUUUCGUACUGAGUGCUGUGCCCAUGAAUUGCCGCCGCUAGCGUGGCCUCUCACCCCCAUACAAAAAUAAUGAAAAACACAAACCGAUUUAGCACUGUAUAUAUGAAAAUUGCAUAAUUUUUAGCUGCGUGAAAGGGAACUACUAACAAAGGAAAAAACAAAAAUAAUAGCAAAACUACUAACUAAAAACAAAAGAUAAAAAAGAAGACAAAUUUAAAAUUAACUACCACAUUAGUGUGCGUAUGUGUGUAUGCGUGUGUACAUAUUAGUGAGUAAGGCAUUUAGCGUAAAACUUCUUAAAAAAAGUUUUCGAUAAACACAAAAAAUAACCCACAAUGAUUUGGUCUCAAAAAGCUGAUUUUAAAAAUCGACACGUAAAUAUUUUACUAGUUUGCUAUUUUUUAUUGAUUUUUUUUUACCUAAAAACACAUUUAAUACGCCAUUAGUUGCUUUUGGCUUCUCAUAUCAUUUAUUUCUUUUAUCCUAAUUUCGGAAAAUCAUAAAAGUUGAAAAACCAAUCGUUCGUCCCUUACGAUACAUGACGCUAACUAACACGUAUACAUAGAUUUUUGUAUGUAGUACAAAUAUAUUAUAUAUUGUAAAUGAAUUAAUUUAGUUUUACAAAUGAAAACCUACACAGGAAUCUCUAAAGAAAAAUGGAAAGCGAAAAGAAAUGGAAAUAUCUUGCAACUGCAAUACCUGUAAUUAUGCAAAAAAGCGAGACAUUCGCACAUGUAUAGGUACAUAGAUGCCCCGAGCAAAAACCUUUUCGACUUUUCAUAACUGCGCAGGCGCGAGCGAGCACUAAACUGAAACUAUUUCAGUUAAGGAAUUUCUUGCGCCAUAUCCAUAUGCUGUCGAUCCCCUAAUUAAUAAUUCCUACCAUUAAUUUUUUUUGUAUAUACAUAUGUAAAUGCUUAAGCAGGCAUCGUAGAAAUUAACAUAUUUACACAUUCACACGCAUAUCAUUUAUUUAUCAUACACACGCGAUCCACAUUGUCUUGCCUUGCCAUUAACCUUUCCACUUUACACUUUCCACGGGGCUUGACGACGCCCACGUACAUAUAUUCAGCCAUUCCAUUGCCACUUUCAGCCUUGGCUACAUACAUAUAAAGCUAGCUGGUUGUAUGCUUCGUUUAAUGCAUUUUCGUCUUCUUUUUUUGGUACUUUUACCGUUAGGAAAUACUACUAUUACAAAAAAUUCACUAUAUAUAUAUCCAUUUCACAUGUAUGUACAUAGAAAAUUGCAUAUUGCAUUCGAGGGUGGUGCAACAAAUUUCAUAGUAAUUUUAAGUAGUUUUCUGUUCAAACCUUUUUUUUUUUACGGAAACUUUCGAACUGAAGAACUAUGCUCAUCGCAUUAAACUAAUUUUUUUUUUUUUGUUUUUUAAUUCUGUGAUCGGCAUUAUUAUUAUUAUUAUUUUAUUUAAUUGAGAAGUAAAUUAACCAAGUCAUUCAUACGCACACAGCUUUCUAUCCACAAUAACAAAAUUGGCAUUUUUUCGAGUAAUUGUUGAAUGAAGAACAGAACAACAGAACCGAAGAAAUUACAAAAGGUUAACCGAAUACAAAACUACCAGGCAUCUAAAAUCCCAAAAUUCCAUAAACCCUAAAUAAAUAAUCAAAAAUGAUACAGAAAUUCCAAAGAAUUGUUGUAACUUUUGUCUAACCGAAUAUAUUGUAAAACGUUCGACGAUUAAAUUGAUUUAAAUAAAAUCAAAUAAAAAACUAAACAAAAUUUAACUAUAAUUGAUAGUAACUAUAUAGGAAAUUUCAAUAUGAAGAGCAAAGUAUUUUAGACCGAAAACGGAUAAUUAGAAGAAAACUGAACAAAAGUUACACAGACACACAAAACUAAAGGAGUGGCCUAAUCAGGGCACACAACACAAGCAUUAUUUUGUUUUUGGGCUCACUCAAUCCGAAUCCAUCCGCUAUCAGAAUUGGCGCAACGGGUCUUGGUUCAAAUUUAAAAUCAAAAAACGUCUGAAAAUCCAAGAAACAUGCGAAAAAAUUGUGUUUAAGUUGGUAUGAACAAAUGUCGCGCCAAUCCUGAAGCGGUGCCGUGUUCAGCGCUUCAAAAUAUAUAGCGAGUACAUACAUGCAUAUGUCGCGUCCCCAGAUCAAGACACUCUUUUCGGGUUUGUGUGCAGCUGUGUUAUUUAAACCACAAAAAACAAGUACCCUGUGCGCUUUAAGCCGCCUUUAUUAUUAAUUUUCUAUGUUAAACAUAAGCAUAUAUUAAACAUAGCGACUAAAAAUAAAAUUCUAUUAUAUUCCAUAUAUUUUUUAUGUAUAAAGGUUUUCGUAGCAAUUAAUAGUGAAACCUCCAAAUUCAAGAGUAAGGCAUUCAGCUAAUUGUAGGACCAACGUCCUUCAAGUUAAAUAAGUGAAAAUGAAAAAUUACGCAAUUUUUUCAUAUAAUUUUUAAGUAGCUCUCAAUUUUAGAUACCAUUCAAUUGCAGAAAAAAAAAACGUAAAAAAAAAAGUGAAAAUGGAAUUAUAUGAAUGAAAUAAUAAUGCUUAAGAAAAUUACACGCCCAGAAAAUGUGUAAAGGACAAAAAAACUAUGACUUAACCUUCAAGAAAAUCAUAAAAAAAAAUGCAGUUGCGUUUUUGGGCUAACGAAAUUUGUUUGUUUUGUUGUUUUUUAAGCAUGAAAUAUAUUUUUUUGUACACGACCAAAAAUUUGAGAUCCUUCUUUCUAGCCGUUGCUGGUCAAAAUUGUAAAAUAUUUUGAAGCGGUGAUUUGCAACUACAAUUACUACCGAAAGAAAACCUUUUCUGUAUCCAGUUGGCAAAUUCGUGUGUAUAUCAGAUCUUUUGAAGGGAUAGACUUUCCGUGCUCGAUAGCUAGAGAGAUAGUUAUAUGAGGUGUGAACUGCAAGCUAGGGUCUAUUGCGUCCUUUUCUAUUCAUAACACCUCUGUUAGGCCCAAGGCCCUAAAGAAGUUAAAAAGGCCUUUUAGGGGACAAUGAAUGAAUGAAUGAACGUUCUGAUGCCACAUCAGGCCUAUGUUUCGUUUUCGAUUCUUUACUGUUUUUUUUUUACGGAAUAACAAAAGUUUCGGGUCUUCUAAUCCAUCUUCUAAUAGAAAAAAUCUUCUGGAUACAUAGUCGGCAAAAUUAGAAAGCAUAAAUACUUAUUUGAACUUUUGAAGAGAUACGCUUUCCGUGCUCGGUAAAUAGACAGAUAUUGAUAUGCGGUGUGCACUGCUAUCUUAGAUCUUUUGUGUCCCCUUUUAUUCACAAAACCUCGGCCCAAGGCCAUUAAGAAUGAAUGUGCUCAUGCUGGUUUCACAUCAGUCGGCAAAAUUCGAAAAGAAUUAACUUUACUCCAGACACACACUAAUGCGCUUAUAGCCAUUAUUUUCUUUAUUUGACUUACAUAGUUUGCUUGCAACACACCUUCUCGUCUACAUUAUAACGGUUCUCAAAGGCAGGGUAUAAUAGAAAUAGAUCUACCUGCAAGUAUUUAUUUAAAAGCGCCCGCAUUAUUUGGCCAACUGACUGGUUAAAUUCACUGGUUUAUUUGUAGUUGUGAAUGACCUGUAAGAAACAUUUUAGGUAAUUUUUUGUUCUUGAUGUUUGGAAAAGAAAAGUUUUAGAUAUUUUAUUUAAACCGCUUGUUUUAAAAGAUAUCUUUUUGUUAGAACGGUGUGUAUUUACAAAGUUUUAACUCUUAAAAUUAAUUUCGUUGGUCUUAAAAUGCAGCUUGUAGCUUCGUUUAUUAUCUUAAUAAAGGAAAUAAUUUUCUGUAAAACCAAUUAAAGAUAUACAUAUACAUAUACCUACAUUAGACCAUGUCAAAAAAAAAAACAAAAGUCCUGCAAUGCGACCAGAAUAAGACUAAAAUUUUAGCAUUUGGUACAUGGAUGAUCCCCUCUCCAGGACGAUUCUAAGAGGUCGCGCGUCGAGCCUUUAGUUUUCCAAUCGGAAUUUGACGUAAGAAAAUGAGUCGCUUCCUUUUGAGGUCAAUAUAAUUAUCUGGGAUCAAUGAAAUCACUCGAAACUGUAAGAGUACAUUGAUUAUAUGCCAUUUAAGUAUUACGCAGGCUCAGAUUAUUUAAAUUACUAAAUUAUCCCUUUUUAAUCCCUUGUCCUAUUUGGGUCAAAUGUAGUAUAUACCAUUUUUUUUUUUUUUUUUUGGAAUUUAAGGAAUCUUAGCAUGCAAUAUACUUAAACGAUAAUGUAAUACAUUGAUUAUUCUUUCAGUUUCGAGCAUUUUCAUUGAUCCUAGAAAAUAACAUUGACCUCAAAAGGAAAGUACUCAUUUUCUUACGUGUAAUUCCUAUGGGAAAACUAAAGGCUCGACGCGAGACCUCAUAGAACGGUCGUAGAGAGGGGAGAUUUAUGGAGGAUCAUUACUAAACCAAAUGCUAAAAUGUGAGUCUUAUUCCGGCCGCAUUGCAGCAUUUCUUAUUUUUAUUUUUUUUGACGUGGUCUAACCUACAUACAUAUAAAAAAGAAAAUAUGCAAAAAUUGAAAAGCUAUAGGAUAAAUAAGAAAAUGUAAACGUAAUCAAACACGCAAGUAUUCAUGAAAAGUAAACAGAAUGUGAAGUGAAUUAAAUAUUAGCAAGUCAGCCGCAUUAUAAACAAUGAAAAUGAAAUAGAAAAAAAAAAAUAUA